This is a messenger RNA of Rangifer tarandus platyrhynchus (Svalbard reindeer), 384 nucleotides long. Lineage: Eukaryota; Metazoa; Chordata; Mammalia; Artiodactyla; Cervidae. The record is from the annotation of a GenBank genome assembly.
AUGGUCGUCCUCUUCGACCGAGCGCGCAGCUUCGGGAGGGACGCACAUGGAGCGGUGAGGGAGGAAGGGGACACCCGCCUAGCCAGCCAGAUCAGCCGAAUCAACCCUGGCGAUCAAUGGGGUGACAGAUGUCGCAACCAGAUCGCCCUCACAUCCCACACAUCCAUUCCUGAGGCCACAGGGCUAACGCCUCAGGAGGCGGGGAGGCUGCCUUGUGGGCCACAUGCAGAAGGGAGACAAUCACACCUUUACGUAAAUGUCGAAUCCCCUUCUCCACUUCCUGUUCCUGCCAGAGAGGGCCCCGGGUCUUCCACUGCUGGCACUGCCCACCUGCUUCCACACCACACCCCCUCAACUCCCCCACUUUCCCUCCCCCUGCGCUAA